AUGGAAACCAACUGGUUGCAUAUUCUGCUGCAACGGAACACCGCUGAUUCGCUCGAAAGACUCAAAUUAGGAAAUGUGAUACUGUCGGAAGUCUCACACAGAAAAAUCUCGCCGCAUCCGAAACUCGUCAAUGAUUUCCUCGAUGUAAUGUGCCAGUGGCUUUCCGGCAGUAACUUCAAGGUUUCAACGAUCGGUUUGGAAAUUCUGCACGCCGCGUUGAAAACGUCGCCCGAGGUUCUUGCCUCCUACUAUUUUGAUCGACUUAAUGUAUUGAUCGAAAGAAUGGGAGACUCAAAAGCGUCAGUUCGAGAAUUGGCCCUGAAUCUGAUUCUUCAACUUGCAUAUUUGGAGAAUUCGUCGCCGGUGAUGGUGCUUGACCGUUUAUGUAUGUCGACAACCGGUUUCAAUCACAAACAAUUUCUUGUCAAAGUUGGCUCAUUAACAAUUCUCCGCGAAUUUCUCGCUACCAGUUUCGCGCUGGUAAUCCAGCAAACCGUUGACCUUAUACGUCAAAUUUGCGAGCUGACAAAUAGUCCAAAUUCGGAAGUUCGUGAUGCCGCUUCAAACACACUUCUCGAUCUGAUGGUUUUCGGUGGAAUGCAUCUUGUCGAGCGAAUUAUGAAGACGCGAAUUUUGAACGAACAAAAAAUGGCAAUGCUAAUGCAACGCUACCAAUCAACUUUGGCGGUUCGGGGAGACCUUCCUCCGAAACACACCAUUGUCAUGGAACCACAGCAACCUCAACGAAACACUCUCAUGCGUCGAUCAUUGCGAUCUCCAGCGAAAAUCUCGUACCCAGCUCGGCUCUCAACGCCGCCAAGAGCACUUCAAACCCCAGUUACGGUAGCGCAAUCACCAUCCACCGCCAAUCGUUCGCGCGAGAUGCGUCCUGGCACCAUAGGCAGACAGUCGAUGUCGCUAUCACGCUAUAGGAGCUCGAGCUGUGCGCCGUCAGCAGUCUGUGCUGUGAAUGCUGACGAUUUCAGAAAAGCGUUUUCAGCUGUCCCAAAGACGACGAUUUACUCGAAUCAAGAUGUUCGAGACAAAUUAGAACUUGCCAAAUCCGUUCUAAACAAUCCACAAGAGGAUUGGUCGAAGCGAUCGAAUCAACUCAAACUGAUUCGAUCAAUCGUUUUGAAUAGCGAUGAGUAUAUUGAUCGGCAUACACUUGUAUCAUGCAUCAAUGAUUUGGCUGAUGCUCUCGAAUGUUCGGUUCGAGACCUUCGAUCGCAAGUAGUUCGAGAAUCGGCGGUGACUUGUUGCUUCCUUUUCGAAACAUUUGGAAACGAUGUCCGCAAUAUUGCGGAAACUGUGCUGCCUGCGGCCAUUUCACAACUUGCCGUGAGCACGAAAAUCAUGGCGACAAGCGCAGCGACGCUCACACUUUUCAUUGUUGAGAAAAUCCAAUCUCGCCAAGUAUUUUCAAUAAUUAGCGAAAUGGUUUCGUCAAAAGCGAAAGAACAACGUCGGCAAUUGGCAAUUUUACUUGGAGUUCUUCUAACGAAUUGGGAUUCAAAAGCAAAACAACCCAUUUUGCGUCAAAUUGGAGGCAUUGUGCGGAAUUUGUUGAACGACGCGGAUGGCGAAACCCGGGUAGCGGCACGAAAAGUGUUCACUAAACUCGAGCAAUGCCACUCCGAGAUUGCUGAUCAAAUUUUCAUGGAACUUGAUGCAUCAAAGCAAAGAAUGCUUCGUGAAGGUGCUGCGUCAUCGUCAUCAAGUUUGAAUAGUGAUCGAGAGAGCAAUAAACAAAUGAACAUCAGCCAAAAGUUUCUUUCUCAGCGAAGUGCUUCAGCACUUGAUGCAAAAGCUGCUCUUUUGUCGAAGCAACCAUCCACGACCCAUUCGCGGCCAACAACGAAUGGAGGAGCUGGAACACGGCUUCCGAAAUCCACAUCAACAACAUAUGCUAAUGUGAGAUCGACAGGCUACGGAGCGCCGCGUUCGAAAACGCCAGUUAUGUCGACUGGAUUCACUCGUGCCACAUCUCCGACUCCUCCAUCGAACAAAUCGAGCUCUUCUUCGCCAUGCUCAUCUACAAUUCAGACACCAAUCCAGCGAGUUGCAUCCAAUUUGGGAAGCUCAUCUUUCGUUGCUUCUCUUACUCAAGAACAAGCAUCUAGUCUUCAAAUGGCUAUGGAUAAAGCUCGAGAAGAAAUGAAUCGGCACUCUGAAAACGGGGAUGAUGACGAGUUUCUACUUUCGAAUGUCAAGCCCCUUCGAUCUUCUCCGCCAACAGAUCCAAUUGAUCCGAUGAGCAACACUCUGUUAUCGAUUGAGCAUGUUUUAAAGGCGUGUGGGUCGUCAUCUUCGAAUGAGAAACGAGACGCGGUCAAGAUUUUGGCAGGAAUUGUGUCAGAAACAAAAAUAUCUGAUUAUGAAGCGAAAAGAAUCGGUGAUACCCUAUUGAGAUUAAUGGCCGAAGGCGGAAAUACCCUUCUCGUGCCAGUUCUCGAAACAUGUGCAACAUUUGUGAAGAUUCACCAUCAAAAACUCAUUGAGACAUGGUUGAAGCUCGCAUUAGGGAAACUGUUUUCUCGACUUGGUUCUGAAACUCUGCCGAAUGUUCGAGCGACAUUAGCAGCUACGCAAAAAGCAUUUCUCGUAUCGUUUGAUCCCAGCGAUCAGUUAAAAGCUGUUUGCGAAUACAUGUGCGAUCGUGUCAAUCUCCUGAUUCCAAAGGCUCGAUUAGCUCUUCUAGAGCAUCUGUGCUUUUUAAUGGAAGAUAUUUGGCCGGAUGAUCAUCGCUACAUCGAAAGAAACAUCGUUCUCGAUACACCUUACACAAGAAAUGCAAUUUGCAAAAUGUUCGAGUGGAUGUUUGACUCAAGGAAUGGGCCGAUGCUUAUGACGGCGUGUGAACGAUUAAUUUGUGCGAUGUUCGCACUAAAUGCUGCCGAUUUCACAAUGAUUUUCAACGAUCUAAGUCCGGAAUGUCGCGAUUGGGCUCGACGAAUCUUGCAGUUGAAUGGCCAGAACAAGCAAGAAGACAUCACGAAGGAAUCGGAAUCUGAACGAAAUUUGGGUUAUAUUAGAAUGCCAACAAGUUCAUUUUCAGAACCAGAACCGACCAAUGAGUCCACACCACCUCCUCCAGUUCCCGUACCUCGGCCCUCAUACCAAAAUACCGAAUAUUUCUCGUCAGAAACUCCGGCUCGUGUCUCGACAGCACAUUUGGCAUCAGAUUUGGCUGAGCAAUCGAUUUUCAUACGAGCACAGCUAACAACGAUGCAAGACAUGGAAAACGCUGCUAGUGUCAACGAAGCGAUGUCGAAACUGCACGGAAUGAUGUGCGAGGGUUCUUUCACGCUCUGGGCACAAUUCUUUGAUGUUCUUCUGCACGCUGUGUAUCAAGUGCUCGCUGAUAGAUCAUUGGGAAUGAAAAAGAAGAUGGCCCUUCGAAUUCUGAUGAAAAUGUGUAAUGCACAAGCAGCCAAACUUUUCGAUUCCACAGAGAUUCUCAUCUGCAAAGUGCUCGAUGCGGUCACAAAUUCAAACGAUUCGACAAUGGGUAUUGCCGCUGAAGACUGCCUACGAACAUUCGCGAGUCAUUUGCCGCUUCCAAGAAUAAUCAAUACAUCGCAAAGAAUUUUGGAGCAAAACGACGAUACUCGUUCUAUUCUCAUUCUCAAAAUGCUGACGAGAAUGUUCCAAGACAUCGAUGCCGACGAGCUUGCGAUCAUUGUUGACGAAGUGUCGCCCUGCUUCGUGAAAGCCUAUGAUUCCCCAUCUUCAUCAGUUCGUAAAUGUGUCGUAUUUGGAUUAGCAUCAUUGUUGAAUCGUGUUGGUCCUCAACGACUCGAACCACAUUUGCGAAAUUUGAAUCCGAGCCAGCGAAAUUUAAUAGAUCUUUAUGUAAAUCGUGCCAGAACUGCCGAGGGCAAUUCUCCAAGUUUCUAA
This is a messenger RNA of Caenorhabditis bovis, 3900 nucleotides long. The record is from the annotation of a GenBank genome assembly. Lineage: Eukaryota; Metazoa; Nematoda; Chromadorea; Rhabditida; Rhabditidae.